CUUCUGUUUUAUAUAUGAAAAAGAAAAAUAUUUACGCUUAUACGUAGGAAAAAUACCCCUUAUAAUAAUAAUAAUAUGCAAAAAUCAGAAUGAGCGAGGUAGGGCACGCACAAUAAUUUUCGAUUAAAUUAAGUCGAUCUCGCCACGUCAAUUCGUAAGUUCAAUCUCAUCCCAGUUUCAAUUCCGUCAAUUAAUUUCGUGUUUUUUUCCCCCCAAUUUUUUAGGGUUUAUAAACAAAUUUAGGGUUUUUAUUGGUUAAUUAGUUUCUGUUAAGAUGUCCGUAACGGCGGGUGUAAGUGAUACUGUAAUAGCAAUUAGGGAUAAACUUAGAGGCAAAAUCGGGCAGACGAAAGUUAAACGUUACUGGCCCGGUAAAGCCCCGGAAUGGGCAGACGAUGGGGAUGACGACGGGGGUAUCGAUACGGGUAGACGUGCUGAUUUAGAAAAGGCGUUUCCGAGUAGAGAAGUUGAUAAUGAUGGGUAUGAUAAGAUAGUGAAAAGAGAUGAUCCUAGGCUUAGGAGAUUGGCGGAGAAUCGGUUGGAUAAUAAGGAGGAAGUGAGAGCGGAUCAUAGACGGAUUAGACAAGCGGAGAUUAUAUCGACGGAGGAAGAGGAGCAGAGGAGACAAGAAAGGUUGGAUUUUGAGGAGGAUGACGAGGAUGCGGUUGAUGAACGUAGGAGAAGGAUUAGGGAGAAGAAUUUGCAGAGGGCGCAAGAUGAAGAAAUGGCGGUGAUUGAGGAAGAGGAGGAGGAAGAGGAAGAAGAGGAGGAAGAGUCGGAGUAUGAGACAGAUUCUGAUGAGGAGCAUAUGGGAAUUGCUAUGGUGAAGCCGGUUUUUGUACCGAAGGCGGAGAGGGAUACGAUAGCGGAGAGGGAGAAGAUUGAGGCGGCAGAACAGGCGUAUGAGGAGUCGUUGAAGAAACGAAUGGUGGAAAGGAAGGCGGAGACGAAGAAGAUUGUUGUUGAGGAGAUACAGAAAGAUCAGGUGAUACAUAAUAAUUUGCAGUCAGAGGUGAAUGCUGAGGAUGUGGAGACUGAUGAUGAGCUGAAUGAAGCGGAAGAGUAUGAGGCAUGGAAGGCGCGUGAGAUAGCUAGGAUUAAACGAGAUAGAGAGGAUCGUGAUGCUAUGGUGAAGGAACGUGAAGAGAUUGAGAGGGUUAGGAAUAUGACUGAGGAAGAGAGGAGGGAGUGGGAGAGGAAGAAUCCAAAACCUUCUUCUGGUGCACCGAAACAGAAGUGGAGGUUUAUGCAGAAGUAUUAUCAUAAGGGUGCGUUCUUUCAGGAUGAUCCUGAUGAUACUGCUGCGACAGUCGGUUCCGAUGGGAUAUUUAAACGUGAUUUCUCUGCGCCGACCGGUGAGGAUAAGAUGGACAAGACUAUUUUGCCGAAAGUUAUGCAGGUCAAACACUUUGGUCGUAGUGGAAGGACGAAAUGGACUCACCUUGUUAAUGAAGAUACUACCGACUGGAAUAACCCCUGGACAUACAAUGAUACACUUCGGUCAAAAUACAACAACAAAAUGGCUGGUAUGAAUGCGCCUAUAGCAAAACCGAAAGGAAAAAAGAUCAAGGACUGGGAAUCUCGGUGAAACUGUGAGACAGGCUUGAAGGAAUACGUAAGCAUUUUGCAUGCAAUCAUCGAUCUCUGUCUGUAUUGGUUUAUUGUUUUGAAGUUAGGAGAUAGCUAGUAUUAACCUUGUGUGGGACCUUGAAUAUUUACAUUUGUUCUCUUGCUUGUUUAACCUUAAGUCUGAUCCAUCUCCAGAGUAUAUGUACCUUCAGAUUGGCUGUUUGAACAGCUAGAAGUUAAUUGAGCCUUUUUACAGAA
This is a messenger RNA of Erigeron canadensis, 1827 nucleotides long. RefSeq names its product microfibrillar-associated protein 1-like. The record is from RefSeq and is a predicted model, not a curated record. Gene Ontology annotation, molecular function: RNA binding. The coding region runs from base 275 to 1588 and encodes 437 amino acids. Gene Ontology annotation, cellular component: U2-type spliceosomal complex. The transcript is spliced from 2 exons. Lineage: Eukaryota; Viridiplantae; Streptophyta; Magnoliopsida; Asterales; Asteraceae. Gene Ontology annotation, biological process: mRNA splicing, via spliceosome.